CAAAUGACCCUAUGAAGCUCAUAAUUAGAGUACCUACAUAAGACCUGACAAUAUCGGUGCAGCCUUAUGAAAAGCAAAAGAGGUCGCUACAUCACUUUACUUGGAGUGCCCUUGCUUGAAAUAGUUGAACUGACUAGAAUUAAUCUAACGUCCAAAACUACAAGGACAAAGGAAGGUGCUACUCACGAUACCACUCUCAACCAUGUCUUCAUUUCUAUCUCGACACUCUUCUACACUCACUAGCCUUUCGUCGAGACUCUGCAAUUCCUCAAGCCUUGCGCGUCAAACAAUCUCCACCACAUCAAGACACUUUGCUCCAAAUACUUCCUCUCUCAGAAUAGUCAGAAUGGCAUCCACUGGCCCGAUACUCGACUCCAAUACCAUCUCUGCCAUCACAGAAAAGGAAAAGCAACUCACCGGCUCCGACGAACCUGCCAAAGGUGGUCCCACCGCUCAGGCACAGAAACAUGCUGGCGAACCUCUCAAUUCCAAUACCAUCUCUUCCAUCACUCAGGGCGAGAAGAAGAUUGCCGGUGAUCGAGUAGCUGGUGGUCCCACAGCAGCUGCUCAGUCAAUCCUGACCAAAUCCAACCAGCAGAACAACACUGGCAACCGAAACAACACCAGCAACAAUAACAACAAUAACAUCAACAACAACGCGGAGACUUCGUCUGCUUCUGACGGCAUAUUGCAUGGUGACACCAUCUCCAAUAUCCGCAAGGCAGAGAGUGAAAUCACUGGCCUCAAUCAACCCGCCAAGGGAGGUCCUACUGCACAAGCUCAGAAACAUACUGGUGAACCUAUCACCAGCCAAGUGCUCCACGACAUUACCGAGGGCGAAAAGAGCGUCAGUGGACAGGCACAAGCAAUCUCAGGCGGACCCACGGCGCAAGCUCAGCAUGACCUAGCCAAGAGCAGAGAAUAGAGAGGCUGAGAAGAUGGGACGAGGAUGAGAAGAUGGAACGAGGAUGAGAAGAUCAUAAUGACCUCUCGGUCCGUACUUCCAUUGCUGCUGUACAACAUGGCAUCCGGUUCGCAAUAUCGUCUUUCAAACAGCUGAGAAUAGCAUUUGGGUCAUAGAGCAGGUUAUCUCUCUUAGCGAGCAAGCAUAUUUUUGAUGUACAACAUAAAAUGUUUUCUCCACUCAAUGUACUGUACAGUAUUCAGACUAAAGGCAUAGGACGCCUUCUCAUAGGAGAGUUAAUAUUAACAAAA
Messenger RNA from Exophiala viscosa, 1215 nucleotides. RefSeq lists its product as uncharacterized. The transcript has a single exon. Lineage: Eukaryota; Fungi; Ascomycota; Eurotiomycetes; Chaetothyriales; Herpotrichiellaceae. Bases 203 to 925 code for a protein of 240 amino acids. The record is from RefSeq and is a predicted model, not a curated record.